AUGGAUACCUGGGCGGACCUCCAAGGGCCGCCGCGAAAGAGGAUGAGGAAAGGAACCAAGAGCUGCGCUGAAUGUAUGGUCCAUACCAUUCGUGUCCGCUGCUCCUCGCUCUCCGCGGCAGGUCGGCGUCGCAAAAUUCGCUGCACCUUCGACUCAGAUCGCCCCGGACCAUGCAAUGAGUGUCGGUCAAGAGGCUCGUCAUGUAUCGACCAAGAGCAUAUCUCCAACGGCAACAACACUAUGGGGAUCUCAGCUCCGGUUGAGCAGCCAUACAGCUUGCGGGAACGGGUGGCUCACCUGGAAAGUGUCGUCGAGAACCUUGUCAAGCGACUGGACCACCCCUCCUCCGCCAGUUCGCCCUAUGGGCAAGCCCACAGGCGAGAGACAAACCAAGCAAAAGUCCCUGGAGCCAACCUUACUCCGGUAUCAACAGAGCCAGACGAACUUGGUCCAUCCAGUGAUCAAAUUAGAAGUGCGCCCGUGUUGCAACUGUUUGAUAACUACCUCGUGAGUCGCCGAGAGGACCCUUCAGACAAUGACAAGUUUGCCGGAGUCAAAGACAUGUCACCCAAAGCACAGGCCGUGCGCGCCGAGUUGGUUGCUUUGCUGCCUCCCUUGGAGGAUAUCAGCACACUCAUUAGUGCAUCUGACCGGUGGCAUGUGUGGCAGUCCAGCUGUCCAGAGUUGGGUGACCGGUGUCUACACAUGCUCGCCGAGCCAUCCCAAAGUCCAGUCGCACCUGCCGAGAUCGCAAAGGCGCUCGUUUGUCUUUGUAUCAGUGUGGUCCAAGCGCCGUCAGACUUUGACUUUGAUACUCUAAAGGAACCCUUUGACACGGCAGAGUUUGUUGAUCGUUGUACAGCGGCAAUAGACCGCUUAGUGGUCCGGGACGAUGACUUGGCAGCGACGCUGCCGGGUAUCGAGACCCAGAUGCUCCUCUCCAAGUUUCACUUGAACGAGGGUCGGAUGCGGAAAGCAUGGCUGGUAAAUCGUCGCGCAAUCGAGUUUGCCCACUUGGCUGGAAUGCACCUGUCAACCAAGACUCCCCGGCCAUCUGACAGUCUGUAUGAGCGCCGUCUGAGGACUUGGUGCUCAUUGGGGAGCUCGGACCGCUCACUCAGUCUCAUUCUCGGCCUGCCUUACGGUAUCGCCGAUGCCUUUAUCCUGCCCCAGAUUGAGCAGCGUCUCAGUUUGGACUUGUCUGCUCCCGAGCAGUACAUGCUCCGGAUCGGCAUUAUCACCGGACACAUGAUCGACCGCAAUCAAAACCCGUCCGAGAUGUCUCUCCCGACCACCCUGCGUCUCGACCAAGAGCUACAGGAUGCCUGGAAUGCCAUGCCGGGUCAUCUCCGGAGCUCGAAGCCCGAGGUCAAUGAGGAACGGGCGCAUUUCUACGAGCGCAUUCCGCUGCAAUUCAUGUUCAAAUUGCUACGUGCCUUUCUCCACUUGCCAUUCAUGCUAAAAUCACCCUCUGACUCCCGGUUUCGCUACUGCCAUGCCAGUGCGCUGGAAUCUGCUCGGGAGGGCCUAGCUCUGUACAUGAUAAUCCGGUCGUCCAUCAAGCCCUAUUUAUGUAAGAUGAUCGACUUCCUGGCCUUCACACUGGGCAUGCUCAUCAUCCUCCACCUAUUUGGCUACUCCGAAGAGUCCCCCGACUACAAUCAGGAACAGGACGAGCGGGACUGGGAGCUUGUCGGCAAAGUCGUCGAAGUCCUCCGGCGGGCUGCGACAGAGCCGGGUGGCUCGGUGGCUGCCGAGUCGGCCAAUAUUCUGGGCACCAUGUUCGACGCCCGUCUGUGCAAGAAAGACUGGAGCCUCUCAACUAGCUGCAAGAUCACUAUCCCGUAUUUCGGGACUAUCACUGUUGGUGCUGGCACCAAGUACUCGAAAGCCCCGGCCAACAAGCCCAAGGAUCACGCUUCCGAUGUUCCAACUCCGCCCGCCACCAAUACUACCCCUUCUUCUUCUUCUUCUAAGCCGUCGCCUCACCAGCUUUACACCCCGCCCAUGUCUGAUCUCGAUGGUGCAGCGACUGCCUCCGCCGAGUCUGUGAGUGGUUCGAGUACCUUAGCCCCGAACUUUGGAGACGUGGGCUAUACAAACGAGACAUGGACCCAGCGCGAGGAUGGAUCAACAAAUCCCUUUGUGGGGCUGGAGGUGAAUGCAUUCAGUGGAUUGUUUGACGAUUUCGGGCAGUAUAUGUGGCCAAAUCUCAAUGUCGACCUGGGGCUUGACCAGGGUUGGAACCUGAACUGGUCCGAGGACGGAGUACCUUGA
This is a messenger RNA of Penicillium alfredii, 2277 nucleotides long. RefSeq lists its product as uncharacterized. Gene Ontology annotation, biological process: regulation of DNA-templated transcription. The record is from RefSeq and is a predicted model, not a curated record. Gene Ontology annotation, molecular function: DNA-binding transcription factor activity, RNA polymerase II-specific; zinc ion binding. The transcript is spliced from 3 exons. NCBI's taxonomy places the organism in Eukaryota, Fungi, Ascomycota, Eurotiomycetes, Eurotiales, Aspergillaceae. Bases 1 to 2277 code for a protein of 758 amino acids.